Trichomonas vaginalis G3 is the source of this 543-nucleotide messenger RNA. RefSeq names its product KilA, N-terminal/APSES-type HTH, DNA-binding family. The transcript has a single exon. The record is from RefSeq and is a predicted model, not a curated record. Lineage: Eukaryota; Parabasalia; Trichomonadida; Trichomonadidae. The annotation marks the transcript as partial.
AUGUCAACAACAGAGAACACAACAACUGCUAUCGUUCAUGAAGCUAUAAGUGAAGAAUAUGAGUGGGUUCAGUUUAACAAACAACUCCGUCUCAUUCGUUCGGUCAAAGACGAUAUGUACCAAAUGCAAAGUAUUUUGAAUACUCUUCGUUCUACAAAGCAAGCAUACCAUUGGUUUGAAAACCAACAGACAAAAGAACUUUUAGAAGAAUUUCCUCAUAUGUUUGCGACCCUCGGAAAACCGAGGGUCGAGAUUCCGUACGAAAAUCGUCAAAAUUUGCCAAAUGGUUUGAGAGGCUGGUAUGUACAUAGACUUCUUGUAAAUGCUGUUGCAAUGUGGGCUUCACCUCGUUACGCUUGUUAUAUUUUCAUGAUGUUAGAUGAAAUUCAUAGACAAGAACGUGAAGAGAUGGAAAACAAGCUUGAAGCAAAAGACAAAAGCCUUCAGAAAAGAAUACCACGUUCGGUACCAAAAGGAAAGGAAAAGAACUAUAAGUAUAUGAUUUAUACUGAAGAGAUGGAAAAUGAAGAAGAUAAAGAUAUG